UUUCCCAUUCUUGGUAUCAAAUCUUUAUUGUGUCUGCAUAUUCUUGCUCUCCCACCCUCAUCUUUCUAGCAGUGUACCAUGAAGAUCCUUGUCCCCUUAAUGAUCAUGUUCUUCAUCGUAUUGGGGUUUUCUGAGGAAGUUGGAUCAAAUCCCAGUGAUAGCGAUCAUCCAUAUGAGGCAAUCUUCAACUUUGGAGACUCUUUAAGUGACACUGGGAAUUUCUUAUCCUCAGGUGCUCUUGCUUUCCCUGUCAUUGGAAAGCUUCCUUAUGGUGAAACCUUCUUCCGACAUGCCACUGGUCGUUGCUCUGAUGGACGUCUCAUUGUUGAUUUCAUAGCUGAGGCAUAUGGAUUGCCAUAUUUGACACCAUAUCUCAAACUAAGGAAAGGCCAAGAUGGGCAUCAUGGGGUGAAUUUCGCCGUGGCAGGGGCCACUGCACUUGAUGCAGAUUUCUUCUACAAAAGAGGACUUGGAAAGAUACUGUGGACACAUGAUUCUUUAAGUGUUCAGCUUGACUGGUUCAAGAAGUUCAAACGCUCACUAUGCACCACAAGACAAGAUUGUGAUAGGUACUUGAAAAGAUCACUGUUUCUGGUCGGGGAGAUUGGUGGAAAUGAUUAUAACUACGCCGCUUUUGCUGGUGGCAACAUUAAUCAGCUUCUAGCAACCGUUCCUGCAGUUGUUGGAGCAAUAACUAAUGUCACCAGUGAAUUGAUAGCCGAAGGAGCAGUGGAGCUCGUAGUGCCAGGGAAUUUACCAGUUGGUUGCUCUCCUUUGUACAUGACAUUGUUUAUGAGCCAAAACAAAGAGGACUUCGAUAAAAAUGGAUGCUUGAAAAACUUUAAUGCUUUUGCUCAGUUCCAUAACAAGCAGCUCAAUCUUGCCUUGGACACUCUCAGGAAGAAGAAUCCUCAAGUUAGGAUCAUUUAUGCUGACUACUAUGGUGCAGCCAAACGUUUCAUUCAUAAGCCACAACAUUUCGGUUUCACUGGUGAGACUUUAUUAAGAGCAUGUUGUGGAGGAGGAGGGCCAUUCAAUUUCAACAACUCAGCGAGGUGUGGUCACAUAGGCUCAAAGGCAUGCACAGACCCUUCCAUAUAUGCUAAUUGGGAUGGCAUUCACUUAACUGAAGCUGCUUAUCGCCACAUUGCCACAGCUCUCAUUGAGGGACCUUUCUCACACCCUCCUCUCAGAUCCUCCCCUUUCAAUAUAGCCUAGAAUAUUAUUUUAAAGGCAGAUUAUUAUAUUCUUAAAUAUUUUAAACAAAUUAAAAUAGUGUUUUGAAUAAAUUCGGUUUGAUUUUCUUGUGAUGAUGGUUGGGUGAUGACGAUGAUCAAAGUAAGAAUAGUAAAUCAAAGACUUUUUCGUUCUUGAGAAAUGAAUGUGUAAAGAUCGGACAUCGAUCCGCUCAUUCUUAUGUAUGCCCUAAGAUAAUUAUAUGGGUAUUUGAGUAGUAAUUAGUGGAAAUAUUGGAUUUUCAUAUUCAUGAUCUCAAGUUGUGAAA
This is a messenger RNA of Neltuma alba, 1504 nucleotides long. RefSeq names its product GDSL esterase/lipase At5g45910. Bases 79 to 1218 code for a protein of 379 amino acids. The transcript is spliced from 5 exons. The record is from RefSeq and is a predicted model, not a curated record. Lineage: Eukaryota; Viridiplantae; Streptophyta; Magnoliopsida; Fabales; Fabaceae. Gene Ontology annotation, molecular function: hydrolase activity, acting on ester bonds.